Molecule: messenger RNA, 546 nt
Organism: Caenorhabditis briggsae
Lineage: Eukaryota; Metazoa; Nematoda; Chromadorea; Rhabditida; Rhabditidae
Exons: 2
Coding region: 1-546 (181 amino acids)
Source: RefSeq, a predicted model, not a curated record
AUGGAGCAUCGACGAGUUGUGAUGGAAGAGUUGAUGGAUAAGAUCAAUGUGUUGAGAAGAGAAUUUGGAGACACGAAUGCGAGAUUAACUGAAGAUGUAGAAUUCGCAACAAAUAAAAAUAUAAAAUUGGAAAGAGAAAAGAAAGGAAGAAUAUUGGAAAUUAUGAGAAAAGACCAGAAAAUCCUUCGACUCCAGGCGAGUGUCAGCGAUGAAAAAAUAGAGAAGUUCAUUGAAAAAGAGCAUAAGAAGACGGAUGUACUGCAUAAAAGUAUUAUGGAAGCACAUAAAGAAAUUCUGAUAAGACAAGAAGAGCAAGAUGGAGAAUUGAAGCCGUGGAGAAAAUGUAGAAUCUGUUUUGAGGAAUAUGAAGAAGAGUUGGAGCAUAGUCCUCAGGUUCUCGAAUGUGGUCAUACUGUCUGCUACCGAUGUCUCUGGAAAAUGGCCGACCCAGAUGGUGUAUUGUGUCCAUUCGAUCGUAUCACCACUAUUUGUAGAAAAAGAAACCUGCGUCUUCUCCUCAAAAAUUUUGCCGUUCUGCAAAUGUAA